Triplophysa rosa is the source of this 9383-nucleotide messenger RNA. It is a transcript of the gene zfyve26, whose product is annotated as zinc finger, FYVE domain containing 26. Gene Ontology annotation, cellular component: lysosomal membrane; midbody; centrosome. The coding region runs from base 153 to 7862 and encodes 2569 amino acids. The transcript is spliced from 41 exons. NCBI's taxonomy places the organism in Eukaryota, Metazoa, Chordata, Actinopteri, Cypriniformes, Nemacheilidae. The record is from RefSeq and is a predicted model, not a curated record. Gene Ontology annotation, biological process: mitotic cytokinesis; double-strand break repair via homologous recombination; regulation of cytokinesis. Gene Ontology annotation, molecular function: phosphatidylinositol-3-phosphate binding; metal ion binding.
CAUGACUCUACUCUCUCAUGGCUAACGUUACAUACAGCUGAUGUGAAGCGCAUAUGAAGUCUUUAGGCUGAGAUAAAGGACAAACUUUAAUCAUGUGGAACUUCUAGGAUUUACCUCAGAGUCAACGGACCGUUGAAGGAAAGUGGACUGUCAUGCAUCCAUUUGGUCGUGAGGAGGAGACCUCCAGACAGGAGCUCUUCGGUUUCUUCACGCGGUGUUUGCAGCGCGGGGAGUGGGAGCUCGCGGCAGCCUGCGUAUGUCAACUGGGCGAUGCGCGCGGAGAUAAUCCGCAUGACCCGCGCGACAUCGUUAAAGCCCUCGUUACACACCCGUACCCCCUAAAGUGGGAAUCAGUGGGCAGCCCUCACAAACUGGCCUGGUACUGGCUUCAAAUCCUGAAGAAACUGACUAAAAUAAAGGUGAGCAGGUCUGUGAAGAAAGAACUUGAGUUCUUGUUGCUCUUAGAGGAGCUGGGAGAUGUUCCACAGACUGUACUUGAGGAGCUCCACAAGGCCUUCUUACAAUCUGAACAAGUAAAACGCAAGAUUUCGUCCGAUCGCGCCUCUCCAUUGAGUGCUGCCGUUCUGUCCUGCCUCCGUUCCCUGUUAAUCCGAAAUCAGCCACGCCUUGUCUGUUCUCUCAUCAGUUUCCUUCAGCACGCAGAUCGCUCCAGAGACCACACCUUACAGGACAUCUUCAUCCAGCACCUCACCGAGCAGGUGAACAUACCUGCUGAGAAAAGGAAUGGGAGAUGGGUGCAGGACUUGUGUUCAGCGUUGGCUUUGGCAUCGUGGGGGUCGGAGAGGUCGGGGGCUCAGCUGGAGACCCUGUGGGAGGGCUUGUGGUCAGCGAGAGAUGGGCCCAUGACAGAGGAGAGGAUUCUGGGAUGUCUGCUGAGGCCGCAGGAUCAUGCUCUGUUGAAAGCAUACAGCGCCACGUCGCUCAGACUGCUCAAAGAGAAAAUGUUGAGAGAGUCUUCACAAACACAGGCUGACUUGCAUGAUCAGGAGAGAGUCAUGCUUGGCUUGUGCUGUCAUGACAACACACGUCUGGUCUGGAAAGCCAUUUACUUUGAGUGUUUGAGCAGUGGAAAGCACUUUCUGGAGCAGGUUUUGCUUACUGCUCUAGAUCUCAUAAAGAGGGAGGAGUUCACCAAACUGGACGCAUUAUUGCAGGCGGAGUUUCAGCCUUUGUCCCGCCUCUUGUUGUUGUUAGGCUGGAUGCAUUGUCAGAGCCUUCAUUCUGCCAAAACCCUUCUUAGAGUCCUAUAUCAUCAACAGCCCCAGAGCAAUGAUUCAGUAUUGAGUGAGUUAGCUUGCACGCUGUCCUCUCAGCUUGAUGUUUUAGAGUGGUGCGACCAGAACAAUCCCGGAAUAUCCCAUGAUGCUCUGUUGAGUCAGUUACACAUGCUGGACCAUCACUCUGCCCUUUAUGUGCUGCACUGUCUGACACCCCUCGCUAAGUAUGAUGAGCACAAGGUGCUGGAACUUCUACAGAAGACAGAAGAUCCUUCAUCACCCAGUAGCUCUGUCCAGCGCAAUGUCACUCUGUUUAAAGGCUUCUGUGCGAUGAAGUAUGCUCUGUAUGCCAUCUGCGUUAAUGCGCACAUACAUACCAACUUCCAGGAUUGUGAGCUUUUGCAGCAGAUGGAGGCGAGUCAGGGGGAGGAGCCAUCUGAAGGAUGCUCUGAUCUGUUCCAGCACUUCCUAUCUGAAUGCCAGUUGUAUCUUGAAGCUGUUCCAGCAUUGUUCCGCCUGGAACUCCUGGAGAACAUCUUCUCCCUCCUCUUUCUUUCAGACACUGACUUCAACUUUCAAACCGAUUUGAGCAGCACCAACACAGAAACCCAAGCUGACGCAAUCAACAACACUGCAGAGAAAAAUAAAUCAAACAGUACCAAAAUCUUAAACAAUGACCAGGGUGUCUUAAAAGCAGAAAAAGAGGAUGAACAGCUGGAGGGUGUGAAAAAGGACAGCAAGCCUAAAUCUGACCAAAGCGGAGAGUCUGAUCAGGUGAACCCUGAGUGGCGCCGCCUGUUGUCAGGGUGUCAGGGAUUUCUGGUGGAUUUGUGUGUGAUGGAGGGGAUUUUACGUCUGGUGAGGGAGGGCUUGGAGGGCGUGUGUGGGGUCGGCCAGGAGGACGGCAGGGCGCUUGCUGCCGAUGUGGAGUUGGCAGAAAGUCUGGGAUGUUCUGUUACGGCAGAGACCUUCAGCACCAGGUUACAGAGACUGUCCAAACACACAGCAGAGGCCCAGUGGAGACUGCAGAUUGUUACUAGUAACCAUGGCAGUGGAAAUGAUGGUCUCUACCUCCCGUCCCCACUUCCCAGUCCGGCACUUCCUCUGAAACGCCAGGACAGCAGCAGUUCAGGUGUUCGAAGGAGGAGAAAAAACUAUCGGCAUCGUGCUGAACGUCAAGUCUCUUCAGAACUACAGAAUGGAGAGGUCAGCACCAGUGCCUCAGAUGGUGGGGUGUGUGUUGGAACAGUGUGUCGUGGUAACGAAGUGUGUCCGUGUGGUGGACCUCACAGCUGGCUGGUUCCCGCGAUGCUCUCGCCUCCUGAGUCUCUGCUCAUCGCCUGUAUACGCAGAGGCAACUACAUUGAGGCCCAGCAGGUGAUUGCGAUGUAUGGUUUGGAGAACUCUGAGUGUGCAGGUGAACUGGUGUUUAUGGACCGCUACCGCGAGGUCUUGGCAGAGCUGGCUCAGGUGGAGCAGAAGAUAGAGAGUCAAUCUCUUUCUUCAUCAUCAUCAUCAGAAGGAUUGGGCGCGGUGGGUGUCGCCCCCGCAGGCAGGACCAGAAUGGGCAGCAGCAGCAGAUUUACGCUCAAGAGCAUUGGGAGUGCAGCCGCCGCAGGGAUGGCCUUCUAUUCCAUUUCUGAUGUGGCUGACCGUCUACUGAGUACCCCGGCCAGGCCGGUACCCUGUCUAGAGGAGGAAUUCUGGCUCUCCCAGUGCUCCAUGGAUUCCUCUGACCUCCUGCGGCCGCUCUUGGAAGAGUUGUGUCCUGCCGCUAUGGGAGCCUUUGACCUCUCCUGUUGUCAGUGCCAGCUUUGGAAGACUUCACGACAACUACUCGAGACUGCUGAGAGAAGACUCUGCAGCUUUCUGGAAGCCAGAGGCAUACGAGUUGAUCCAAAGGUUCCUCACAUCAACGGCAUUAGAGGCUUUUCAUCAGUCCUGCAACAAAUCAGCAAGAUCCUCAACAGAACCUCCGCCAGUAAAGCCACGAGUAAAACAGAUUAUAAUGGAGAGGAGAUUGUUGUCUUCAGCCCCUUUGGCUGUAGUGCCCAGGAAGUGCUGCUGUGUUGUCAUUCGACUAUCACAGAAGAGAGUAUCGCCUCUCGCUUGAACCUGUAUCAGCGUCUGGAGGUCACGCUUCAAACGCUGACCUCUGCCACCAACACAACAGUAGAUGCACUGAUGGGUAGUUCUCUCCUGACGGCGCUGGUCGAACAGGCUGGUCUCAGACAGUCUGAACUGGAUUCCCACCCGGUGCGAACUGCUAUGAAACAGCUCCUACAGUAUUUAGACCAGCUUUGCCCGUUUGAGCCCGACAGCACUCCCCGCAGACCAGAUUACAUACGCACCUUUCUUGAUUAUGUCAAUGUGCUGGCUUCGGUACUAGUGUGCAGUCUGGGGUCAGACGAUCAGUGCACAGGGGUGAAACUGGGCAAUCCUCUUUUACUGUUGCUUCAGUCGCCCACCCAGCUCCUCUCACUCCUGCUGUUCGAUAGACAGGUGUCACCUGACAGGGUUCUGUCUCUUCUGCAGCAGGAGAAAAUGCGUUUAAGCGUGCAGCAGGUUGUCGUUCAGCGCUGCUGUGAAGCUCUUCCUUUUUGGGAUUCACGGACCCCAACUUUGUUUCAGGGUCCAUCGCAAAUCACAGGGCUAAAUGGAGGGGCGUUCUCCCCAUCCAGCAUCGCUUCACUUCUCCAGCAGUGUGCACAGGAGUGCGCUCCAUCCCUUGACCUCUCUGACCCCGCCACGACCUCGGACCCUAGCUCUGAGUCCGAGGUCUCAGUGGAGGACAUGUCUGCGACAUCCCCCAACCUCUCCACCUCCCCACCAUCACCGUCUUCAUGCCCUCCUUCUUCUUUUCUUCUCACUUUAUCCGCGCUUACUUUCCUGAAGUCACGGUCACCCCUCGUCGCCACCCUGGCAUGCCUCAGUGCCAGUCGUGGUGGCGUGACCCGGGCGACCUCCUCUGGGUGGUCGGGGUUACCUUCAUAUUUCAGAGGGUCAGGGCGUAAAGAAGCGGUUCUGGAGGGAGACCAGAUCUCAAAGGAAGGGGAAGCCUUGCUUAAAAACUUUCCUGUUCUCAGAAUGUACCUGCGGGUCAUGGCUGAGCCAGUUCUAGGGGUGUCUUUUGAAACAGAGGAGGGGCUUGGGGCGGCUCUGUGUGGGAAGACUUUGGUGGGGAUGCUGUUUUCUGGACUGCAGGGCAGUGUGGGGCAAGCUAUUGCAGCAGAGGCAUUCCAGCAAGCCCUUAACAGCAGUGAUUUGAACAGAGCAUUAGAACUACUGGAGUUGUACGGUCAGACCUGCAGCCAGGAGGGGGCGCUACGGGACAAACUGUUGGCAUGUACUGCACUGCAAGGCAGCAAUGGUGUCAUGCAGUUGUUUCGUGUAAGGGACUCGGAGCUGCGUGGCCGUGUGGUUCUGCAGGGAUUGGAUCGCUGGAAUUUAGAUCUGUGUUUAGAAUUGCUCCAGUUCUGUCUCAGUGACCAGAGCACUCAGGAUCCACUCAGAGAGCAGCUUCAGCAGAGGAAACAGGAACUGGACAUGUACCAACGGAUGCUGAGUUUGCAGCCACCGUUGCCGUGGGAGACGUGGCAGGAGAUGAGGGGGGAGUCUGUGAAGAAUCCUGAAUCUGUGUUCACUGUGUUGUUAGAUGCCAGGGAAUUUGAGUUGUGUGCUCAGUGGGUGCAGCUGUACACGGCCUUGGAUCAGUCUCGCCUGCAGCUCCAGACUGAACAUCUACUACACCUGCUAGAACAGGGCCACACGGCAGAUGCUUUCCAGCUCCUGGAGGCUCUGUCUGGUUCAGUGGCUCUGGAGGUCAGCGAGAAGGCUCUGGAUCGAAGGCCUGGAUUGGCUGCCUGCCAUUUCCUGUCUGAUUACCUCACCCUACACUUCCAGAGUCAGAUGACCCCGGCGCGGAGACGCCACAUUAACGCCCUGCACCUCGGCUCCAGAGUGUUGCUGACUCUACCGGAAGCGUCCCGUCAGGAUUAUUUUUCCCUGCUGUCUGAUCCGCUUCUCAUGCUGGAGCAGUUGCUGAUGAAUCUGAAGGUGGACUGGGCCUCUGUUGCUGUUAGCACUCUGCGAAACCUUCUGCCUGCUCAGGACGCUGGCAUCACCAACCAACACAUAGACACAGUACUGGCAGAUUAUGCACGGAAGGCUCUUGAUUUUCCUUAUGCACCUAGAGAGUGGUCACGGUCUGACUCAGUCAUUAGUCUCCAGGAUGCAUUUCUGCAGUGUCCAGCACAAGAGAGUUGUUCCCCCUCCCCAAGCCACACCCCUCCUCCAUCAUCAGGAAGCACUCCCAUGCACACGCCCUCCAGUGAGAGACGGCCCAGUGCGAAGAAGAUCCGCCAGCUGACGACCCCCUUCACCCCUCCAGAGAAAACUCCUGACCGCAAGGACUGGAUCCCGGACCACAAACAGCACAUCUGUAUGGUCUGCCAGAGAGAGAGGUUCACCAUGUUUAACAGACGGCACCACUGCAGGCGAUGUGGAAGGCUGGUGUGUCAUUCCUGUUCAAGCAAGAAGAUGGUAAUAGAAGGUUCGGAGGAGCCCGUCAGAGUUUGUGACCAGUGCUAUAACUUCUUCCACUCGGACUCAGACGAGGAGCUUGAGCAUGGCGAAGUAUCUGGUAGCCCAGCAUCAGUUGAUGGAGUCCUGAGUGGUGUUUUAAGUCUACCCGAGGUUCCUCGGAAGCAGUACCGUCUGAGUCCAAACCCAUCUGAAAACCAGCAGCUGAAAUGCGAGUUCUAUUAUGAACAGGCGCCCAGUGCAUCCCUCUGUGUCGCUAUAUUGACACUACACAGCGAUCACGCGGCCUGUGGGCAGCAGCUGAUUGGCCACUGCCACUCACUCUCCCACAAACUAACCAAUCCCGAGGUGGAUGCCCGUCUACUGACAGAUGUGAUGCGUCAACUUCUGUUUAGUGCCAAACUCAUGUUUGUUAACGCUGGAUGCACCCAAGAACCAGCACUUUGCGACAGCUAUGUCAGUAAGGUUGAUGUGUUAAAGAUCUUAGUCAGUGCAAACUACAAGUACAUUCCAUCUCUGGACGAUAUUCAGGAAACUGCUGCAGUAACGCGUCUGCGCAACCAGCUGCUUGAAGCUGAAUACUAUCAGUUGGCCGUAGAGGUGUCUACUAAGAGUGGACUGGACCCAAGUGGAGUCUGGCAGGCAUGGGGAAUGGCGUCUCUGAAGGCUGGAAAUCUGAAAAGCGCCAGGGAGAAGUUUGCUCGGUGUCUUAAGGCACCAGUAGAUUGGAACCAGCUAAACCAUGGAGCGAGGCUUCUACAGGAGAUCGUUCAGCACCUGGAGUCUGCAGUCAAACCCACUCUGAGCACGACUGUGGAGGAGGACAUUCUGGCCUCUCUGCGGGAGCUGGAAGGUGCUCUCUCUGAUUCUGCUCCUCUGGAUGGUGCAGAGAGCAGGGUUCAGCGCUCCGGCUACUAUCAGGAAUGUCUAUCUUAUCUGCACACCUAUGGGACACACCUGAGCCUCAUCAGCUUUUACCUGCGCCACGAUUGCCUGAGGGAUGCGCUCACCCACAUACAAAACAAGGAGUGUUCAGAGGAGGUGUUUCUGGAGGGCGUGUUUCAGCCCUGUCUUGAACGUGGGCGUUUAGGGGCUUUGCAGGGUCUGUUAGAGACUUUAGACCCAACGUUGGAGACCUGGGGUCGUUACCUUCUCUCUGCCUGUCAGUUACUCCAGCGCAGAGGACACUACCACUCUCUGUACCAGCUCCAGCAGUUCAUGAUGGAUCACGUUCGUGCCGCUAUGACAUGCAUACGAUUCUUUUCCAAUGGCGCUCAGUCGUACCUGCAGCUAGGCGAACAGCAGCGCUGGCUGAUCCGAGCAAAGGAGCACCUGAGAACUUAUCUGCAAGAACAGCAGAGCAGAAGGAAAUCACACAGCUCUUCGUUCAGAAAGAAAAUGAGCUCUACUGAUGUCUCCAGACAUAUACACACAGUCGAGCUGCAGUUGGAGGUGACACGCUUCCUGCAUCGAUGUGAAAGCUCCUCUCCUUCAAAAACAGGGGUAGACCCCACCCCCUCAGGGAACAGUGCUCCGCCCACACUUUUUGGAAACAGCCCCAUGAAGGUGGAUGUGGCCUGCAAGGUGAUGCUGGGAGGGAAGAAUAUUGAAGAAGGUUUUGGCAUUGCAUAUAGGGUAAUACAGGACUUCCAGCUGGAGGCACUGGCGGUGUACAUACGGGUUGGACAGCGCUUGAUCCGUCAGCGUCAGUACUCGUCUGUGCGGCAGCUGCUGAAGUGUGUAGGGGAGUCCGGCACAGCCUCUAAACAUGACUGUGAUGCCAUUGUGCUCAGUUGUGUCUCUGUGGCUGAUAAGAAUCCUGCUGAUGCUAAAGAUCUAGAGGCCCUGAUUCUGGAGUCUAAGAGUGCAGAAAACAAGAUAAAGGCAUAUCUUCAGUGCAAUAAACUGCGGGCAGCAUAUCUUCUGGCUGUGAAGCUUGAGCUAGUGAAGGCGGCUCCACUAGUACAGGAUGUGAUGCGAGCGGCUGAGAGCUCAGGCGACUCUGUCAUGCAGGACAUCUGUCGCCAGUGGCUCUCAGAGCAUCAAGAACGAUCAUCACGGCAACGACAUGGCAAUAACUGAUAACCACUACCAACAUAUCAUUACAGACUAUGAUUGGUCACUGAAGCAUCCAGGUGUGCUCUGGUAGGAAAUGAAUCACUAAUGUAACACUAGUGUAAUAUUGUCAGGUUGGGACCAAUUCAUCCCCCCCAAAAACGACACUUUCCUCUUGAAGCUGUUGAUGGCAUUUUUUAAAGGGAUAGUUCACCCAAAAAUGAAAAUUCAGUCAUCAUUUUCUCACCCUCAGAUUGUUCCAAACCUGUAUAAGUUUCCUUGUUCUGCUGAACACAAAUGAAGAUAUUUGGAAGAACGUCAAUAACCAAACAGAUCUCAUCCCCAUGGUUACUGACAUUCUUCUAAAUAUCUUCCUUUUUGUGAUUAACAGAAUAACGAAAUUUUGACCGAAUUGGAAUAACCUGAGGGGAGUAAAAGAUGACAGAAUUUUCAUUUUUGGGUGAACUAGCCCUUUAAAGAUAGCACUAAUGAUUCUCUGAUAAACACAGAGUUCAUAUGUCUCAUCUUCAGUAUUAUAAAUGGGAUUGUUUACUUAUCUCAGUAAAAGGGAUUUUUCUCGUUUGUUGUAAGGACUAACCAGUGUUUAAAUCUCAUCCUGAUGGAACACGGUCCUGUGAUGGCAAAGGUGGUCUGUGUCUGCCGUGAAAUUAAGUUAAAAUUCUGUGAAUCACUGUGACCCUGUGUUUUUGUUUGGUCCUCAAUGAGAGAUUGUAUCUGAGAUAUGAGAAUAAUACUGUUAAAAGGGAACAUGUGAUUUAUAAGCAUUAUGAUAGGCUAGGCCUUGGAUUUCCCUAGACUCUGAACAAACAUAAACAAUAUCUCAACUAUUGCUCAACUAUAAAUGAACAGUUACAACUUAAGUAAGGGAUUCUACGUAUGACAUGGCAUUUUGGAAAAUACUGUAUCAAUGUCUGUUUACCUUAUCUAUUCUUUGCUUUAGUAAUUCAUACUCUAAAAUUGUGCACAGUUUCUGAAUGCAAGUUGUGUUUUUAUGCGAGUUUCUAUGUGUACUAAUGGGAUUUUCUGUGAUCCUCUUGUGAUUCAUUUUAUCAUAUUGUGGAAUCCAUAAAUGUGUGUGCAUGUGUAUAUGGUGUUGUGUUCAGAAAAUCAAAGGAUGAAAAGGGAGGAUUCCUUCUAUUUUAGAUAUUUGUCAAGGAAUUUCAUCUGUUGUUCUCAAGAGAACGGGAAAACACGAUUGAACAAUUUCUGUGUUUACCCAGGCCUAUGCACAUGUGAAAAUGAUGAAACUGUUACAGCUUUGCAGGACUUUCUGAAAUGAAGAAACAGCUUCACUGAUUACAGAAUGCGUUUCUUUCAGACUGUUGCCAAAGAGCCUAUGAAUAUAUGUACAUAUCUCUUAAACCCAUUAGAGAUAUUUCUUAAAUCAGUUAAAGUAACUAAAUAUAUUUAUAUAAAGAAAAUAGGGUUUAAAAAUAACUUAUUUAGUCUAAUUAAAAUAAUUAUCAUUGUCUGUUACUAUAAUUUGACUAAGCUAAUGUUUUUAUAUACCUGUUUGAAAAAUAAAUG